AUGGCAAAUAUCUACACGAACGCUGUCAUAACCAUCGCAGCAACAUGGUCUGAUGAUAGAAAUGGAGGAUGCUAUUCUCAGGCUCGGGAUUUGUACAAAGCACGGCGACUUAACGACUCUGGUCUCUACGCCAGCAGACUCACGGCGGAUCUGAUGGAUGUCAUCCGCUUCAACAGAGAAGCCGAUGAGUGGCCGCUUUUAACACGAGGCUGGGUAUUUCAAGAGAAACAUUUAUCGCCAAGAAUUGUACUCUAUACCAAGAACCAGCUGUAUUGGGAGUGCGGUCUGUGCGUUCUAUCACAGUGUGGCAGUUACGAUUUGCGAUUCGAUCUUGAAGACCGAUCUUACCCCGCGCAGAGCCUACUGGAGUUCAACCAAUACGAUGAAAGUAUAUCCGCAACCUGGUGCGAGUUGGUGGAGUUGUGUACUACCUUUGAAUUCACCAAGGGGAGUGGUCUCCUCUCAGCUUUGAAUUUUCCUUUACCCGUCUUGGACGACCCAAUCUUGGCCUGGGCAUCGACGCGCGCAUUCGCCUACGCGGUCCCAUUUCUUCAGCGGCCAUCUGGCACGCCAACCCCGUAG
Messenger RNA from Parastagonospora nodorum SN15, 582 nucleotides. RefSeq lists its product as hypothetical. The coding region runs from base 1 to 582 and encodes 193 amino acids. Lineage: Eukaryota; Fungi; Ascomycota; Dothideomycetes; Pleosporales; Phaeosphaeriaceae. The transcript has 2 exons. The record is from RefSeq and is a predicted model, not a curated record.